CCCCAGCCGGGCGCAGCUGCCGGAGCGCAGAGCCGGAGCGGGGUGAGGAUUUGGGGCUCUCGGGUCCCCCCCACACCCCCGCGCCGAGCUGGGGUCUGCUCCCCGAGGGCAGAGGCGCUUUGGCAGCGGGAGGGUUGGAAUUGUGAUUUUUCCUGUGCGGGUUUGGGAUUUGGGAAAAGAUGCUGAGAGGGCUCGGGGGAGCGCGGUGCUCACGGGACGGGCACAAGCAGGAUGGUUCCCAUCGUCCUGGAGGUGACCUGCAGCUUUGUCACCUGGCUGUGUCUCUACAGCUGCUUCUGCCGCUGGAACAGGCAGCGUUCCUACAAGUGGAGCUGUCGCCUGGUCACCCUCCUGCACGGGCUCCUUGUCACCUUCCUCUCGGGCUAUGUCAUGUUCCUGGAUGGCCCCUGGCCCCUGAGCCACGCAGGUUCUCCAAACACCCCUCUCCAGAUCCACGUGCUUUCCCUGACCUUGGGCUACUUCAUCUUUGACCUGGGCUGGUGCCUGUACUUCCAGACAGAGGGGGACCUGAUGCUGCUGCACCACACCCUGAGCAUCUGCGGCAUGGUGCUGGUGCUGGGGCUGGGCAGGUCGGCCACGGAGGUGAACGCUGUGGUGUUUGUCAGCGAGAUCACCAACCCCCUGCUGCAGACCCGCUGGUUCCUGAGGGAAAUGGGCUCCUACCACACUUCCCUGGGGAAAGUGGUGGAUUUCCUCUUCGUGCUGCUCUUCCUGGCGCUGCGGAUCGGGGCGGGAGCGUGGAUCGUCUACGGGAUGGUGACGUCCCCUGAACCCAACUGGCUCCUCAAGGCUGGGGGCUUGGCCAUGUACAUGGUGUCCUUGGGGUUCAUGGUUGAAAUCUGUCGCUUUGUAAGGAGGAAAAUGUGGAAAAAACCUCCUUCCCUGGAUUCACAAUCUUUCCAGGAGUAGGAGUGCACCUUGGCUGCUCGUUAAUGGGAUCUAGAGGACAACCCCCUGGGUUUGGGGUUUGGUGGAGCUUGUUCCUGUGAAAAGAACUCUUGGAAUGACAUAGGAUUGACUUUCUGCUGCCCCUGGAGGAGAUGGAUCAGCACUGGAACAUGGAGAAGCUGAGAAAGGAGGGAUUUGAAUGGACACCUGAGGAGCCUGACGCUGAUUCCCUGAAUUCCACAGUCCCAAGGAGGAUGGCAAUGCCAGGGAUGAUCAGUCUGCACCCAGUAAUUGCACAGUCUGCAUGUUCUGUCCUCAUUUCCAAUGCUGAGUUCUUUGACAGUGUAGAGAAAAUCAAGUAUGAAAAAUCCCAUUUUCCUGCCAGUGGGACUGGGUAAAGGGCGUGACCUGGCAAAGAUUUCCUGAGCCUCACCCUCCUUAAUAAUGCUGGAUUUGGACAAUGUGCUUGGCUAAAUGCUGCAGUGAAAGACUCUGAACAAGACUGAAGUGCUGGCAGGGCUGUAGUGGAGUUGUCCUCUGAGAGUGUGAAGUGAUGGCAUCAAGGUGAGGCAAUGUUUUACCUCCUUGUUUUUAAUGACACAUUUCCUUUACUCUUUUAUUUUAAUGCUUCCAUUCAGGCAGGUGCUGAUCUCAGAGCAGAGUGAUUUCUCUGGGACUGACUCAGGGCCUCACAAACAGGAGUCAGGAAUGAGACUUGUGCCAAUAAACUCCAUGAGCAGGUGUUGGCUUAGACUGGGAUUGCUCAAAAGACUAUAAACAGUUUUUUUUGUGGGAGAGGGAGGAUAGUGAAGAGCCUGCCUGGAUGUUCUUUCUGUUCUGGGGUUGCCUCAUUUGCAAGCCACUUAAGCUGAAUUAAUGGCCAAGAAUUCAAAUAUGUGGCUAUUUCCAGGGGUGACAGUGAUGUUUGGGCAGAUCUGGGUGUGACACCUGCUCCACACCAGCAUGGAACAGUUCUCUCAUUUUCUUUACCUCUCAGAAUCGUAUUCUGACACUUUCCCUGGGGUUUUAAUGUGAAUUUCCCUCUGUUCAAGGCCUCUGUUCAGAUUUAGUCUCCUCUAAAAGCCUCACUGGGAGCUGAGAAGCAAAUGCAGAAGUGAGGGAGGGGAGCAGCGGGGAUGCAGCUCCUCCACUGCCUUUAUCUCACUGAAUUUGGCUCUGUUCAGGGCAGAUAUCAGCUCCUCAAGGUGUCUGGAGAGAUUAAAAAAAACCUGAAAUAACCUCACUUUGGGCACACCCACUGAAAGCAUUGAGCUGUGAACCCAGGCAAGUUCCUGGGCCAAUAUUUUUAGGACAGCAGGAGCCAGAGUGGCCUCCUGAGGUGUGGGCUCCCUGUGUUCUUCCAAAAACUCCUCUGAGUGAUGGCACUUCUAAUAAAGUCAUGUUCUCUUUUG
This is a messenger RNA of Oenanthe melanoleuca, 2321 nucleotides long. RefSeq names its product TLC domain containing 5 (gene TLCD5). The transcript has 3 exons. The record is from RefSeq and is a predicted model, not a curated record. The coding region runs from base 232 to 930 and encodes 232 amino acids. NCBI's taxonomy places the organism in Eukaryota, Metazoa, Chordata, Aves, Passeriformes, Muscicapidae. Gene Ontology annotation, cellular component: membrane.